UAGAGGAAGAGGGAGCGAGAGCGAGAGAAAGAGAAAAUUCGUGUAAAGAAGGCGGGGCAUGCGGCUCACACACCGAGAAAAGAGGAGAGAAGGUCACGGUGUCUUCCGCAGCACGAUAGCAAGCGGGGUUAUGGCCGAGAACGAGGGAGAGAGGAAGCGGAGCAGCAACAUUCAGCCUCAUUCGGCGGUGUGGCGCGCUCGCUUCGGACGUACGACCUCGAUCACGUCUCGGAUCUACGUCAUUCAUACCUCGGAGCAGCAGCGUACAUGGUUUGAUAUUGCGGCUUUGUUCGUGGAUACGCGCUUCGGUCGCGUGUUUUCGUCGAGCUCCGCUCCGUCCGUGACUUGGGGGCGCGGUGCCCGCGAUCUGAACAGGGAGGGGGCGGCAUUACCCCCGCCCUGGGCUACUCCGUUCGUGCUCCACGGGUUAUUGCUGCGGAAAGAAAGAAAGACAGGAGGUCCGCUUCGGCCCACUUGCGACUCCGGCUCCCGCUCUCGGCCUCCGAAGGGGUACCCAGAGGGUUUGCGUCGUAUUACGAGGGGGGAACGGGAAAGCUUGGUGGCCUUCACCCGGAGGUUCAAGCGCUUGUCUCAAGCCCUGGUCGAUAGAGGGAUGUUGUCGGAGGUGGAUAGGUGCGUAAUGUUUAUGUUGCACCUACCCGAGGAGAAAAAGAAGGAGGUCCUCAAAAAAGCCCCAAGAGACUCGGCCAAUUUCGAAAAAGUCGCCGAGGUAGUCUUCACGGGAGGAGGAGUGGACGUGAGAGAAUACAUGAAAGAAACCCUGGACAUGGCGCUCCGUAAUAUGCGCAACACACGGAACGAUGGCCCUCGAGGAAAUGACAGACCACCCCCUGGUCCACCUGUUCCGCGAUGGGGAGAACGACAAACGGGGUGGAGAAACGAACCAGGAAACCAAAGAGGCUGGAGAAAUGACCGAGAGAUAGGGGGAAAUCGAGGCCCCCAUUGGGGGAAUUCCCAUUGGAAGGACGCUAGAGAUGGAAGGUGGGGAGACACGCCUCAAGUGAGGGUCACUGGGGCACGACCUGAGGUUAGGGCUCCGCCACCACCCGCACCGCCGCCGCCGGCUCCUCCUGUGCCUAUAGCCGCUGCCAUGCAAGGGGGACCGCGCCCCAACAGCCCGCAAGCUCGAAGCGGGUGUGUUUACUGCAACGAAGAGAGUCACAUCAAGAGGGACUGUCCUCAUCUCACCGAGGCCUUGAGGUUGGGAGUGAUCAAGCUACAUGAAAACAAAUGGGUUGUGUCACUUGUGUGGGAUGACGAAGAGCGCGUCCCCUUCUACCCCUCAAUGAAGAUAAAUGUGGACAAGAGGAUCGCUCUGCGAGAGGCGAGGCUAGGAAAGCAACCCGAGAGCAGAACGGCCGCGAGCACGUCCCGGGUCCAAAUGAUGGAACCCACGGGUGGAAUCUCUAUACGGGAGCCUCAAGUCUCAAGCAUCAAGUUUGAGGAGGCGGAACCCGAUGUCCCUAGUCCCCCGCCUGCAGAAGUCGAAGUUCAGGAAGAAGGACCCUGUCUGCGAGUAAGGACCCAAGUGGGGGCUGGUUCUUCAAAAGGUAAGGAAACCGCCGCUGCAGACGGGGGUAGGAAGAGCAAGGAUGAGGACCAGUCGAUGGUCGAUGCGAGGACUUUCGAAGAAAGAAAAGGGGAGGAGCCGACAUCCCCUGAGUCUCCUAGGAAAAGGGUCCCCAAAAAGUUUGAAAUGAAGUGCACACUCGACGAAAUUGACACCGUCGCACGUCUGCGAAGGACGUUGAUGCAACCGAUGCAGUGCACCCUUCUCGAAUAUUUGGCAGCUAGCAAGAACGCAAGAGAGGAUUUUCUUAGUAUAACCAAGAAGGUGAGGAUCCCGCUCGCCGGAGGUCCCACAGUUCCAGGGGAAGGCCCGCCCAAAGAAGAGGUGCAGGCGGUCCGCCUUACAAUGGAGGAGAUGCCAGCAGAUCUUUUCUCGGGAGUUGAGCCGCGGAAGUUCUAUGUGCUGGGGAGCGGCCAUCUUUGGGCCAAAGAAAGCGUAAAAAGGAUGAGGUCCCUAGUAGAUAACGGGUCCGAAUCCACCGUUUGUAGGGAUUCCCUUGCGCGAGAGUUGGGCUUAGAGGUAGAGAGGGGGUUCGCCAUGUCCAUGGUGGUAGCAGAUAACAAGUUCCAACUGGCGGAAGGAGUGUGCCACAACCCUAUUAUUGACGUGGCAGGGGUUGACACUACCGUGCCUAUUUUUUCAGUUAAGGAGUGUUCGUCCGAAUUGAUCCUCGGACGCACUUGGCUAAGCGUCGUGCACACCACGAUGGUUGAUCUUCUUGGCGGGAGUCAAACUCUUUCUAUCCAAAGUCCGGACGGGAUCCGGGUGAUCCUAAAGACCAUGAGUGCUCGAGACGAGCGGCAACGUACCAGUGUCCCGAGAAAAAUAGGGACUCAUUUGAAGGUUUGCAAGGUCCGCCUUGAGGAGUCGCCUUUUUCCAAAACGGAGCCUCCCGGGGACAAGAUAGAAGUCAAGGAGGUCGGGGACCGUAUCUUGAUAGAUGGUAUCGGCUACGAUAAGGAGGAUGAGGAAGAAGAGUUCGGAGGGUGUGUAAGGCUGUCUUUUUUGGAGGAAUCCCCCUAGUUGGUGCACCUAAGAAGCAUAAAACCGUUGCGGAAAAAGUAAAACCCGCCGCGGUCA
Messenger RNA from Chara braunii, 2671 nucleotides. The record is from the annotation of a GenBank genome assembly. Lineage: Eukaryota; Viridiplantae; Streptophyta; Charophyceae; Charales; Characeae.